This is a messenger RNA of Indicator indicator, 1286 nucleotides long. RefSeq names its product mevalonate diphosphate decarboxylase (gene MVD). The transcript has 10 exons. Gene Ontology annotation, molecular function: diphosphomevalonate decarboxylase activity; ATP binding. NCBI's taxonomy places the organism in Eukaryota, Metazoa, Chordata, Aves, Piciformes, Indicatoridae. Gene Ontology annotation, cellular component: cytosol. The record is from RefSeq and is a predicted model, not a curated record. Bases 1 to 1194 code for a protein of 397 amino acids. Gene Ontology annotation, biological process: isoprenoid biosynthetic process; isopentenyl diphosphate biosynthetic process, mevalonate pathway.
AUGGCAGAGGAACGGCCGCUCGCUGUCGUCACCUGUACGGCUCCGGUCAACAUCGCCGUAAUCAAGUACUGGGGCAAGCGGGACAAUGACCUGAUCCUGCCCAUCAACUCCUCCCUGAGUGUGACACUGCACCAGGACCAGCUGAAGACCACCACCACGGCCGCCACCAGCCGCGACUUCAUCAAGGACCGGCUGUGGCUCAAUGGGGAGGAGGUGGACGUGGGGCACCCGCGGCUGCAGGCUUGUCUGCAGGAAGUGCGACGCCUGGCCCGUAAGCGCCGAGGUGGCAGCUCCGAUGACGAGUCCCCACUCAACCUCUCCUACAAAGUUCAUGUUGCCACUGAGAACAACUUCCCCACCGCCGCCGGCUUGGCAUCCUCCGCUGCCGGCUACGCCUGCCUGGUGUCGGCGCUGGCGCGGCUGUACGGCGUGGAGGGCGAGCUGUCGGAGGUGGCACGGCGCGGCUCGGGCAGCGCUUGCCGCAGCAUGUUGGGUGGCUUUGUGGAGUGGCGCCGGGGCCAGCGACCCGACGGCAAGGACAGCCUGGCCCAGCAAGUGGCCCCCGAAACGCACUGGCCGGAGCUCAGGGUCCUCGUCCUGGUGGUCAGUGGGGAGAAGAAGCAGGUGGCCAGCACAGCAGGGAUGCAGACCAGCGUGGACACCAGCCCCUUGCUGAAGCACCGGGCUGAGGUGGUGGUUCCAGAACGUCUGGAGCUGAUGAUGCGGCACAUCCGUGAGCGGGACUUUGAGGGCUUUGGGCAGCUCACCAUGAAGGACAGCAACCAGUUCCAUGCCACCUGCCUCGACACCUUCCCCCCCAUCUUCUACCUCAAUGACCUCUCCCGACACAUCAUUGCCUUGGCACAUCGCUUCAAUGCCCACCAUGGAUCCACCAAGGUAGCCUACACCUUCGACGCCGGCCCCAACGCUGUCAUCUUCACUCUGGCCGACACUGUGGCUGAGUUCAUAGAGGUGGUGAGACGCAGCUUCCCCCCUGCCACCAACGGGGACCAGUUUGUGCGGGGGCUGCCUGUUGGCUCAGCAGUGCUGCCAGAGGAGCUGCUGGCAGCUGUGGUGACCGAGCCGGUGCCAGGGGCUGUCCGGUACAUCCUGCACACCAAGCCUGGCCCUGGCCCCCAGUUUGUGAAUGACCCCAGCCAGCACCUCCUGGGAGCAGACGGGCUGCCCCGCUGAGCACCGGUGAUGCCAUCAGGGAUGGCUGUGACACGCUGAGGAGGAGCUCUGCUGCUGCCACCCAGGGAACUCAGGCUGCUGAGCCCACCUGG